Molecule: messenger RNA, 5197 nt
Organism: Lymnaea stagnalis (great pond snail)
Lineage: Eukaryota; Metazoa; Mollusca; Gastropoda; Lymnaeidae
Source: the annotation of a GenBank genome assembly
AGAUGCUAGAGCACUUUGUCGCAUAAGCCAUGAUAAGAGAAGUAAUAUUUCUGAAGUUAAUCUUGCCAGUGAGAAAGACUUCAACUGGCACACCAAUCUCAUUGCUGUCCAUGGUUACACCUUUGAUUCUUCAAAUGAUAAAGAUAAGUUCAAAGAUCUCAUUUCAAGACGUCUGAAACGUGAUGUGGUCGAGAUUUUGCAAUUUGAUGAAAAACGAUCUGUCAUUGUAAAAUUAAAGCCAGAGCAGUGUCAGCCAGGUAUCUUCUGAUUAUCUCUAUUUUUAUAUUCUUUUAUCUGAGGUAUUGCCAUUAUUUUUUCUGGUAUUUUACCCCUCUUGCAAAUAUGUUAGUGGGUUUAAAUUUCCAUGAUACUUGUCAACCGGGGUAAUCUGGCUUGUAAAUAAUGACUGAGUUGAACUUGUAAUCCUCCUGAUAAGAAACGAUCAGGUAUUAUGGAUUGUUGCCAUACUAGAAGUUCCCUAAAAUUGCAGCAAAUGAGAUGUGAAAGUCUUUAAUUUAUCUGACUAAUAAUACAUUUUCCCCCAUAAAUAAUAUAGACAACUAUAGUGAAUGUAUUUAAAUCAAGACUUACUCUAACUGUAACACAUGGCUCUGACAUGCUAUUUAUGAGGGUGUUGUGUCAGUAGCAUUGUUAACUGCUAACUGAUUCAGGAUGCCGGCUUGAGUAGAGCAAUACUUUUUCCAUUCCUUCACUCACUUAGCCAGUCACACAAAGAAGUAUAUUAAUUUCCAAUUAAACUCACAGUACUUUAUUACAUCAUCUUUUACAAUAAUAAUAUUAAGAAGAAUCCUUGCAUGAAUAUCCAGUUAAUAACAUCCACAAUGCAAUUAUUUCACAUAUGUAUAUAUAUAUAAUAUUCCAUGGUGUAGAAAAUUCACCUCGCAGAAAAACAACCACGUCCUCACUUAACUACGACAUCCGAUGUACUGCUGUUACCUCAUAUAGUGAAUGUAUUUAAAUCAAGACUUACAGUAACAUAUUUAAUGUCUUUGAAAUUCUCAUUCUACUUUGUUAUACUAGAUACUUUUUUUUGAUAAUGAUGAGCCAUUUUAUAAAUGAAUUCCUAAAACAAUCUGAUACAAUGAUUAUGGUGAAUGAAAAAGAAAAAAUUGGCUACAUUGAUUUAUGAAAGUGAACUGUAGACCUAUAAUUUAACAAAUAAUAAAAAUACUAUUCUUUAACAUUUAUUUGCAGAUGUUAAAAAUAGUUAUUUAUUAAUGUAAUUUUUAUUGGAACUGAACGUUUUUAGUGAAAAUUAAUAUUAAUUUUAAUGUUUUUUUUUCCCUUUUAUGAUUAAUUUUUUCAUAAUUGAAAUAUAUUAUUUUGUAAUAUACUGAUUAACUUUGAUAUUUCAGAAAAUUUGGCAGAAAUGAUUUGGAAAUGUUCUUUUCAAUUUUGUGGAAUCCAUCUCAUUCCUGCACCAGUGGAGAAAAGUAAUAAAAUUUUGAUUUCUCGUCUGUCAAGCAAAACUGAUAAAGGUACUAUCGAACGCUACUUGUCUAGUAGAAGAAGUGGAGCAAGUCCAAGACAAUUGAUACCCCCUGUUCAAAAGCUCAGUUCUCAAAAGGCUGUUGCAACUUUCAUAAAUUCAGAAGGUAAGUUGAAAAUAAUGUGGUUUGGACCUAAAAUACUUUUCAAAUUGAUUUAAGUAAUUUUUAAAAAAAAUAAUUAAAAUUAAUUCAAUCUUCGCUAGAAUCUUUUUGUGUGUGUUAUAAGUUGACAAUUUUAUAAAAAUUUUCUGGCUUAUAUAACAGGUCUAAGGGUUUAUUUUUAAAAAAUCUCAAUUAAUGUAAUAUACAAAAUAUACUGGGCGACUGCAUACAAAAAGAUUUGAUGUUCAAAAAUUUUGAAAAUUAUUUAAACAUUUAUUUUUCAAAUAUCUGUAGUUUACAGCGCAGGAUGAAUCACACACUGACUUAACUCCUAGUCAUGCAUCUGAACAUUACUUAAAUUUAUUUGUAUAAAAUAUGUUAAAUCUGGGGUUGUUGUUCGUCCGUCGAAGUUGACUAGGACAAUCGAGUCAUCCGGUUAUGGGGAGGUUGGGAUUACGGUGAGCUCGUAGAUGGCUUGCUAGACCGAUCCUUGCUCGGAAUAAUCUAUGACACCGUGGGCAUGGAAUAGUUGCUUCAGACGGUGACCUAAUAAUGCUCUUUCGGACAAGCCUGCGUGUCUCAGCUGUGGUUAUUCUAUUAGCUUCAUGGGAUUUAGCCCCCUUCUAGACAGCAGCUAUCCACUUGGCUUUGUCCUGGGCUGUCUGCACCCAUUGAGUAGGGUUUAUGCUGAAGGCCUUUAGUGCCGCUUUCAGUGAGUCUUUGAAACGCUUUUUUUUUUGACCUCCCUGGGAGCGAUUGCCUAUCAUGAGUUCUCCGAAGAAUAAUUGUUUCGGGAGCCGGUGGUCUUCCAUACGGGCUACAUGUCCCAUCCAACGGAGAUGAGACUGCAUCAGAGUGGUGAAGAUACUAGCAUGGGCGCCCGCAGAAAACUUUCCGGGGGGGCGGGGGGGGGGCAAAAAUUUUUUAGUAAUGUUUUAAUGUAGUUUUAAUUUACUGUAGCGUAUUUGUAAAGUGAACGAACGGACAGGACAUCAGCUUAGUUACUUUCUCUUUAUUUUCUCUUUACUUUAAUACAUGUUUUGUCUAUUUUUGUCUAAAAUUUUUUUAUCCAAUCAAUCCAGGGGGCGCAAGUGCCCCCCCUUGCCCCUACCUGCGGGCGCCCAUGGAUACUAGGUAGGUUCGCUCUAGCAAGGACCUCAGUGUCGGGGACUUUGUCUUGCCACCUGAUGCCGAGGAGUUUCCUGAGGCAGGUAGUGUGAAAAUGAUUCAGUUUCUUGGCGGGACUCUGGUAGACUGUCCACGUUUCACAUCCAUAGACCUUGAGCUUUAUUUCUCGUCUGAUACUUCUCCUGUCCCAAACAGUACUGCGGAGCCUGCCAAAUAUGGCACUAGCUUUUGCGAGUCUGCAAUUCAUUUCAUCAUCCAUGACGACAGAUCUAGAGAGUGUGCUACCCAAGUAAGUAAGAUUUAUCCACCGGGUUGAGACGCUGUCCACUGAUGAUGAUGUUGGGUUCAACGUAGGGCUUACUGGGAGCUGGCUGAUACAUCACCUCAGUCUUCUUUGUGUUGAUUGUGAGGCCAAAGUUAUUGCAGGCCUCAGAGAAGAUAUCAACGCUGUGUUGCAUGACGGCUUCUGAGCUAGCGUUCAGGGCACAAUCGUCUGCAAACAGAAGCUCGUUGAUCGUGGUAUGUUUGACCUUGGUUUUAGCUUGAAGCCUCCUAAUGUUAAAUACUGAUCCAUCAGUAAGAAAUCGGAUUGGCAAGCAGCCCGUGGGUGGAGUCCUUGAACACAUCAGAUAGCAUCGCGGGAUGCAUAAUACUGAAGAUUGUGGGAGCAAGAACACAACACUGCUUUACACCGUUUGUGACGGGGAAUGCUGGAGAUGACUGACUGUUAUCCUGCACUCGGGCCAUCAUACCAUCAUGCAGCUGACGGAUGAUUUUGGUGAACUUGUCUGGGCAUCCGUAUUUCUUCAUGAUUUUCCAAAGGCCACCUCUAUUGACCCUGUCAAAAGCCUUAUUCAAGUCGAUAAAUCUGGGGUAGACCUGUAUACGUUCACAGUGGUCCCUCAAUAAACCCCAUUGGAGCUGCACAACACCUCCCCUCUACAUCCAUGACCCCGUCACCUCCCACUCUUGCAAUCUUUUUCUCAGUUCAGUUCAACUAAUUAUUAAUAAAUAGAAAUUAAGAAUGUAUAAAAAUUUUGAACAUAUUGCUUAGGAAAUAUAAUAUUUCCAUAAGAUAAUGAAAUAAUAAUGAAAUAUUUAGCAGUGCCCAUUUUGAUUUUGACAUUUUAUAAUUAAUUUAAAUAUAAAAAUUAAAAAAUAAAAAUGCAACAUCCUUUUAUGAAUUAAAAUAUUUCCAUUUACAAUGUUUCUUUACAAUCAGAUUCAAAACAGAGUUGGGAAUUUUAUUUUAUGAGCUUAAUCUGCAGCUUUUCCAGAUACAAUGACACCAAAAAUACUCACACUAUCCGUGCAGUAUCUAUAAUAUUUAUUAUUAAGAGUUAAGUUGAAUGAUAAUAAUAAUUACACAAUUUUUAAUUCUUAAGUCAGAGCUUUAUGAAUUAAAUACACGAAUUAAUUUUGUUUAUUUUUUUAAAGUUGUCAUCACAAAUUUUAAGUUAAAAGAAGUAAUGGUAACUUACUUAUAUAAACAAGCAAUCGUUUAACUCAUAAAGAUAUAAAAUUUUACAUUGACGGGUCCAACUGUUAAUUACUCAUCUGAGCAAUUUACAUUCAUUGUUCCCAACAGACAGACAAAAAUUGCAUAAUUUGCACAACUGAUUUAAUAACACAUAAAAAGAAUUAAGAGAAAGUUAUACGUUUCAAGUAUUUAUUUUAUUGUCUUAGAACUUAAAUUGAAAAGAUAUGUUGUCACAUAAUUUCUUGUCUAUUAGAACUACCAUAGUAUUAAUUAUAAUAUAAAUGUUAUUAAAAAAAUGAAGGAAAAUUUAAAUUACCAUUUUUUAAAAUCCUUGAUUGCACAAAUGAUCCUUACCUUGAUUUAGUAGUUUUUUAUGCAGUCUUAGAAAUUAUUUUAUUGUGCUGACGUCUCUGUAUUUAUUAUUCAAUCAAUUUAUAUUUUCAGUAUGUUGUUAACAAUAUGUUUAUUCCUUCUUUCUAAAGCAAUAGAAAGUCUUUUGAGCAAAUCUAAACAUGAACUUGAAGGGAAAAAAUUAAAGAUUGACUACUUUCACCACUGUCUCACAACGGAAGCUUUUGAAGAACAUUUUGGAAGUUCAAAAAAAUUCAAAAAAAUGUGUCAUAAAAGUAGCUCAGAAGCUAAACUCAAAGAUUCAGUAAAAUUUGGGGAUGGAGAAAUUAAUGAACACAAAAUUCCAAAUGAAGAAAAGUUCCAUAAAAACGACUUAAAAAUGACAAGCAAGAGCAGUGAAAAACAAAUUAAGUCUAACCUACAAAAAUUUAAGGGGGCUUAUAAGAAAGACAUGGAUUCAACAUCUGAAGAAGGGGAAAACGAAGAGGAAGAAAAAGAAGAAAAAAAGAAGAAAUUAAGAAAUAAAAAGAGAAAAAAUAAAGAAGUUGAUCCAACAUCUGAAGAAGAAAAAGAGAAGAAAUUAAGAAAGAGAAUUGGCAAAAGUACAGAAAAGUAUCCAUCAUCU